GUUCACCACUUUGAUCUGAGUCUUAGUUGGAGUUUGUAGAAGCUGAAUCUCGAUACAAUUCAUUAUCUGUAAAUUGUGCUUUGUGUUCGUUUUUGAAUUAAAUUUGAUUUGUUUGAUCGCCUUGUUCUUAAUGUUUUUUCCGCCUUGUUCUUAAUGUUUUUUCUUUGUUUGUCUUUGUUUUUUUUUUAACUCUGCAUCUUUCAUAAUGUUUAGGAAUGUUUGAGUGUCCUACACUGCUUGUUUGAUUUAAUCUGGAUAAAUUUUUUUUGCUGGUCUCUGUAUCGACUGAUGAUUAACUUGAUUCUUAUGGGUAGCCACAUUUUACCUAGUGCUACGAAGCAAUAGAAAAGUAGUUUGUAGAGAAUUGAUAUGAAGUGAGAGUCAAUAAUAUAGUAAAAUUCCUUUAAAAAAUAAGCCGUAAAAUUGGUUGAGGUUACUCAAUAACUCAUUCGGAGGUAAUACUGUAUUAAAUUAAGCCUUUGUUGUGUGGAAAGAUUGGCUUUUUUCUAUAUUGAUUUGACCUUGUUCGCUGUCACUUAAUUUUUUCCCUGAUGAGGAAGAACUGCAUUGAUUGGAGGCUACCAUCUUACUUUUCUUCCUUCUUUUAAUCUUGAUUUCUUUUGUAACUUCUGGAGGAUUCCUUGGUUGUGUGACCUUAUUUGCAGCAUCUGAGUUAUAUAUAGGUCAAUACAGCAGCUAACUAAUGUGUCUAGGCAUGCUGCUUCCAACUGCCUCUUUUAUUCCUGGAAAAGCUUCCUUGAUUUUCAUGCAGCAUAUCUAUGGUAAAUCACUUCUCAUUGUGAUUGAUUCCGGAGUUAAUCUUUAGAAUAGUAAAGUUAUUAUAAACACCUAAUGAAAUCAGGGAAAUACUUGGUGCAUGCAAAAUACAGGAGGUAACUAGAGAUGAUGCAAUGGCUGAAAUUGAACUGCAGCGUAUUGCGUUCAUCUGUUUAAUAGUCCUGUGCUAUUCACUAUAUUUAUGGAGUUUAGGGUCAGCUGUAAUUUUAGAUAAGGUAGCAUAAAUACCUAGUCCAGACGAAAGGUCCUAAAUUGUGAAGUGCAGCUAACUAUUUUAUGUAGUGUCAUUUCUUUUUCUAAAUUCUGAAACUCAAAGAACUAUUCAACACCCUAUGCUUUCUGUAUGUACUGAUCUGUCUCUUUGUGAAGAUACAUUAAUUUCGGGUUACUGUGUCAUUGGCUUUACAACUGAGGUGUGACUUACAUGUUGCACUUGUAGACUAAACUCCUGUUUGUCCUUGCUUUUGUAAUUCCUACUUGUAGCUGUUAAUAGGCCUGAACAAACCAAGUCCGAUCCACCCAACAAGGCAAUUCAUAUUUCUUUUUAUUUUUCUUUUUUUUUUGCUGUUUGUGUGUGUAUGUAUGUAAUGUAUCUAUGCACGUAUGUGCAGUCUAGCAAUUACAUGCUAAAUUUAUAUGGUAUUUUCUGUUCUACUUUUUAUGAUACUGUGUUUAUCCUUCAUGCAGGUUUUUUGUGACAAUUAUUUAGAUGGUGGCUAUCAUGUUCCAUAUGCCCAGAAGGGUCUUGCAUCAGGACUUGAGUUGAACUCCUAUGAAACUCUUAUGUUCGAGAAGGUUAGUAUUCAAAGAUGUGAUGCUUCAGUUGAGCAGGAUAGCUUUGAUAGGCUUGGAUCAAAAGCGAUAUACGCCUUAGUGUAUCCAAACUUUAUGAUUAAUCAGUAUGGUCCAUGGAUGGAUGCUAAUCUAGCAGUUCCUCUAGGCCCCAUGAAAUGCCAAGUGAUAUUCAAUUACUUUCUCGAUCCAUCUCUGGCAAUUACUCAGGAUGACAAGGCUUUCCUUUAAAGGAGCUUAGAAGAUAGUGAAAGAGUGCAGAUCGAAGACAUUGCACUGUGCGAAGGAGUUUAGAGGGGUUUGGAAUCACCAGCCUAUGACAGUGAUUUGGUGGAGUUUAGAGGAGUUUAGAGGUGCAAAUUUUUUGCUCUUGCUUGCUAUAAUUUUGUGGAAUUUGGUGACAGAUCGAAGACAUUGCACUGUGCGAAGGAGUUUAGAGGGGUUUGGAAUCACCAGCCUAUGACAGUGGAAGAUAUGCACCCUCCAUUGAAAUGACCAUGCAUCAUUAAUCAUUUCCACUCUCUUCUUCAUGCGUGCCUCAUUGAUACAUAAGUCACUAACCCUACAGGGUAAAGAUGUAUGUAUAGUCCCUUUACCAUUACACAUUGUAACUUGAUCUGUGUAUUUUGCAGUUAAACUCUUUAUUCCCUGAGGCCUUCACAUUAAUUCACCUACCGACGGACUUACUCAUUUCAA
This is a messenger RNA of Ananas comosus (pineapple), 2286 nucleotides long. RefSeq names its product choline monooxygenase, chloroplastic-like. Gene Ontology annotation, molecular function: 2 iron, 2 sulfur cluster binding. NCBI's taxonomy places the organism in Eukaryota, Viridiplantae, Streptophyta, Magnoliopsida, Poales, Bromeliaceae. The record is from RefSeq and is a predicted model, not a curated record.